Messenger RNA from Cyphellophora attinorum, 1305 nucleotides. Its product is annotated as Pre-mRNA-splicing factor prp46. The transcript has a single exon. Gene Ontology annotation, cellular component: Prp19 complex; precatalytic spliceosome; catalytic step 2 spliceosome. The record is from RefSeq and is a predicted model, not a curated record. Gene Ontology annotation, biological process: mRNA splicing, via spliceosome. Lineage: Eukaryota; Fungi; Ascomycota; Eurotiomycetes; Chaetothyriales; Cyphellophoraceae. Gene Ontology annotation, molecular function: protein binding. Bases 1 to 1305 code for a protein of 434 amino acids.
AUGACUGCCGCAGCCGAGGCGAACGCCGCUGCCACGCGACUGCUCUUUGGGGCAGAGUACGGCGACGCCAACGCAGAUGCCGGCCUCGCAAACCUCAUCACAUCGUACAAGCGGAAGGCUGAGUACUCGAACGUCGCUCAAUUACCAAAAUCACUCGAAGCAGCCGCAAACCCUACGAAAAGAACUAAGACGUCGAAACCGAAGCAGACAAACGGCACCUCGAAUGCGCUCGUCAUAUCGCAACGAAAAGAUGGCACAGCCAACGGUACACAAGGAGCGUCGUCGACAUCAUUAAUCAGAAGGCCGAACAUGAUACAGCAAAGGCCUGAGUGGCACCCUCCUUGGAAGUUGGCACGCGUAAUAUCAGGACACAUCGGCUGGGUCAGGGCACUCGCAGUCGAGCCAGAUAAUCAGUGGUUCGCAUCCGGCGCAGGCGACAGGACGAUCAAGAUCUGGGAUUUAGCAACCGGAAAUCUACGUCUAACACUGACCGGCCACAUCUCAUCAGUACGGGGUCUUGCAGUUUCACCACGACAUCCAUAUCUUUUCUCUUGCGGCGAAGACAAGAUGGUGAAAUGCUGGGAUCUGGAAACCAACAAAGUCAUCCGGCACUACCACGGCCAUCUAUCUGGUGUAUAUACCCUUGCACUACAUCCGAGGCUCGAUCUUCUUGUCACCGGCGGCAGAGACGGCGUAGCGCGAGUGUGGGAUAUGAGGACUCGUUCCAACAUACAUGUCCUCUCAGGGCACAAGCAAACCGUGACAGAUGUAAAAUGCCAGGAAGCGGAUCCUCAAGUGAUCACUUCAUCACUGGAUAGCACUGUUCGAAUGUGGGACCUCGCAGCUGGCAAGUCGAUGGGAGUGCUUACACACCACAAGAAGGGCGUACGCGCACUUGCUGUCCACGAGAAGGAAUUUACCUUCGCAUCUGCGUCCGCAGGCAGCAUCAAGCAGUGGCGUUGUCCCAAGGGCGAGUUCAUGCAGAAUUUUGAGGGUCACAACAGCAUCAUCAAUACCAUCUCCGUCAACAACGACAACGUGAUGUUCAGCGGCGGCGACAACGGAAGUGUGCACUUCUGGGAUUGGAAGACUGGCCAUUGCUUCCAGAAGACGGAGAGUGUGGCGCAGCCAGGCUCGCUAGACGCAGAAGCUGGAAUCAUGUGCAGCACAUUUGACAAGACCGGUUCAAGACUCAUCGUGGGAGAAGCGGACAAGACGAUCAAGGUCUGGAAACCAGACGACAACGCCACUCAGGAGAGUCAUCCUUUGGAUUGGCGCCCAACUAUGGGUCGCACAAAGUAUUGA